This is a messenger RNA of Cryphonectria parasitica EP155, 1975 nucleotides long. RefSeq names its product DWNN-domain-containing protein. Gene Ontology annotation, biological process: ubiquitin-dependent protein catabolic process; mRNA processing; regulation of transcription by RNA polymerase II. Gene Ontology annotation, molecular function: transcription coregulator activity; ubiquitin protein ligase activity; nucleic acid binding. The transcript has 3 exons. The coding region runs from base 128 to 1975 and encodes 615 amino acids. Gene Ontology annotation, cellular component: mediator complex; nucleus. The record is from RefSeq and is a predicted model, not a curated record. NCBI's taxonomy places the organism in Eukaryota, Fungi, Ascomycota, Sordariomycetes, Diaporthales, Cryphonectriaceae.
GAUCUUCCUCUGGUAACGAUACUGCCUUCUCCCACCCUGUUUGGGGUCAUCAAUUGUAUCGCAAAGCUUUCCCUUACAACUCUUCAAAACAACACAAAUACCACGCGCAACGUGAUCAUAGCCCAAGAUGUCGGCUUGCGUCUUUGUCAAGUUUAUGUCGCAGAAGGAGCCUCGCCGAAUAGAAUUCGACGGCACCGGCAUAUCUGUUUUUGAACUGAAGCGCGACAUCAUCAUCAAGAAUGGCCUCGAUAGGAGUGGCACAGACUUCGACCUUGCCCUCUAUAACGAAGACGGCAGUGAAGAGUACGACGAUGAUACCUCUGUCAUCACCCGUUCGACCACGGUCCUCGCCCGUCGUCUUCCUGCCAUGCGACCUGGCGCGGGUCGUGCUGCCCGCUAUGUCUCGGGAAAGAUGCCAGUCACCGCCAAGAACCACUCCCGACGAGAGCAAGCAACCAAGGCAGCCGCCUCGGCCAAGUCGCAGUCGGAUCUUGCCGCCAAGAUGGCGAGCGCCCAAACAGAGGAAGAGAAGAUGAUGGCCAUGUUCGCUGUACAGGGAGAGCAGUGGAAAACACAGCAGGAGGAGAUGUCUCACCAGACGCCAGUCUUCAGACCAGGUCAGAAGAAGCCUGCCAACGUCCCUGACCACGAACCACCAAACGGCUACAUCUGCCAUCGCUGCGGCGAAAAGGGCCACUGGAUCCAGCAGUGCCCUACCAACGACAAUCCCGAGUAUAACGACCGGCCCCGCAUCAAGCGCACUACUGGUAUCCCCAAGUCUUUCCUCAAGACCGUUGACAAGGCUACCGUCCUUGCGCAGGGAAAUGAUGAAGAUGGCAACAAACCAUCUGGGGUCAUGGUGACCGCAGACGGCGAGUUUGUGGUCGCCGAGCCCGACAAGAAGACAUGGGACAAGUACAAGGCCAAGGCGCAGGGCUCAGAGGAGGCAAAGAAGCUCGCAGCCCAGGACGAGAAGGAGCUGCAGGACAGGGGCAUCGAGUGCGAACUCGACAAGAAGAUGUUCAUAGACCCAAUGAAGACACCCUGUUGUGCGAAGACGUACUGCAACGACUGCAUUACUAAUGCACUGAUCGAGGGCGACCUGGUCUGUCCUUCGUGCCAGACGGAGGGUGUACUCAUCGACGACCUCAAGCCUGACGACGAGGCAACGCAAAGGAUUGACGAAUACAUGAAGGAGAAGGAGGCUGCCAGGAAAGAGCGGUCCAAGACCCCAGAGGAUAUCAGGUCGCCCACUGCUGAGGCCGCCAAGGAGCAGUCUGCUGAUAACGACAAGAUUGAUGGUGUCACAAAGACGGAGAAGUCCAAGUCACCCACCCCCCCAACCUCGACCAAGUCACCCUCUGCAGACCCCUCACAAAACACCGCUCUCGUCAAGGACGACCCAUCAACCGCUCCCACUAUCAACGGCGAGCAAUCCACCACCUCCAAGAAGCGCCCCGCCGAAGAGGACGCCGAGAAUCCCGUGGCCAAAGCUCCCAAGGCACCUAAGGCGAUGCAGAGGGCCAAAGAGGCCGCCCAGCAGCAGCAGCAACAGCAGCAGCAGCAGAUGGGCAUGAUGCCCGAUUUCAUGGGCAUGAAUGGUAUGAACGGCAUGGCGGGCAUGAACGGUUUUAACCCGAUGGGCAUGCCUAUGCCAAUGAACAUGGGUAUGGGCAUGAUGAAUCCCAUGAUGAAUAUGAACCCUGGCAUGAUGAACGGCUUCGGUGGUAUGAACGGCUUCAACCCCAUGGGCAUGAACCCCAUGAUGAACCCAAUGAUGAUGAACGGUGGUUUUCCCAACAACAACAACAUGAACGGUGGCUUCCCAAAUGGCCAGAUGAACGGCAACAACGGCUUUGGUGGCGGCAGCGGUGUUGGCCCUGAGGACGACGCCUACUUCCGCAAGCCCGUCAACCCGCACCGGCAUCAGAACAAGCAGCGCCGUGUCCGGCCCAGCGACUACCGCGAGCUCUAG